Molecule: messenger RNA, 2364 nt
Organism: Strongylocentrotus purpuratus (purple sea urchin)
Lineage: Eukaryota; Metazoa; Echinodermata; Echinoidea; Camarodonta; Strongylocentrotidae
Product: ADP-ribose glycohydrolase MACROD1
Exons: 9
Coding region: 102-1349 (415 amino acids)
Biological process (GO): DNA damage response; peptidyl-glutamate ADP-deribosylation; purine nucleoside metabolic process
Cellular component (GO): nucleoplasm
Molecular function (GO): ADP-ribosylglutamate-[protein] hydrolase activity
Source: RefSeq, a predicted model, not a curated record
UCGGUCCUUUUGUAAACAUGGAAAGUCCCUUCGCUGAGAAUAAACUGUGAAAUACACUGAGCUGUAUUAACUUACCGAGGUCCUUGCUAUCCGUUAUAUUCAUGCAUUUAGCCGUGGCAAAGAUACUCUAUCCCAACACCAAACAUUCUAUACGGGUAUUUGCGGGAGCUUCGAAAGGUUCCUCUUUAUCUGCUGCUGCUGCUGUCGGCUCUUGUUGCUCGGCAUCUCGUCACCGAAAUUACACCGCUGUCAUCAACUUCAAGCAUCCAUUCUUACACGCAUCUGCUAGUGGACCUGGAUUAUUAACAUCAAAAGUUUGCAACAUGGAAGACUUCUUGCCCCCAAGUCUCCGCCGGUUUUACACUGAUGAACCAGCCUCGGGUUCCCUGGCUAAAGUCAAGAAAACAAGAGCUCUCUAUCUCAACAAGACACUGGAUGAGAAAGCAGAGGAGGCGAGGUGGUAUAGGCAGGACCUGGUAGACCUAAGAGAAGUCUUGACAUGGCCAGACUACGCAGAGGACAUGGGACUGGACACUCCCCAAGCAAAGAAGUCUACAUCAGCAGCUAAAUCAGACCUUAAUAACAGAGUGAGUGUAUGGCAGGGAGAUAUCACAAAGUUAGAUGUGGACUGCAUCGUCAAUGCAGCUAACAGAUCUCUACUAGGAGGUGGGGGAGUUGAUGGAGCCAUACACCGUGCCGCUGGGUCUAAUCUUCUCCAAGAAUGUAAAAAAUUAGCUGGGUGUGAAACAGGAGAUGCCAAACUCACUGCAGGUUAUCUAUUACCGUCUAGAUAUGUUUUGCACACGGUAGGACCGAUGGUGUACGGCCAACCGAUGACCAACCACAGAGAAGACCUAACCAGUUGCUAUGCAACGUGCCUCCACCAAAUCCUAGAACACAACAAACACAACCGAUCAAAGCUAGAGUCGGCCAAGAGAAAAGAGGAUGCUGGGAAGGGAGACGAGGGCACGGAAGACGAGAAAGACGACAAAGAGAAAGAGAGCAAGGAGGACGCUUCGGCCAAUGGGAGGCAAGCGUCGGAAGAAGAGGGAGACAGUAAUUUCAAGACGCUCCAGGAGGAUCUGGAAACGGUGGAACCCUUAAUUCGCUCAGUUGCCUUCCCCUGUAUAUCAACAGGAGUGUAUGGUUACCCACAGGAAGAGGCCAGUAGGGUGGCACUAGGAACGGUCAGAGAAUGGCUUGAAGAAAACCCAGAGGAGGUGGAUAGAAUAGUGUUCUGCAUAUUUCUAGACAGGGAUUUGAAGGUCUAUGAGAGACUGCUCCCCACUUUCUUCCCAUUAGAAGGUACAUCGCCGAGUUCAAGAACGGAAGAAGAGGACGAGACUUAGUCCCGCACUACAAACCUUACAAUGCUUUCAACCAAUGCAGCGUUUGCCCCGCCCCAGAGGGGUUGUGAUUGUACAGACAUCCAAAUAGAAAGGAGAAGUGAUUGCAAAGUCACAUCUAGGCCUGUAACACAAAGAUAACUUAGCAAUAGAUUGCUAAUUUGCAAUGAUGUACAAUCACUUGUUGGUACAAUCAAUCGCUAAGUUUUGUUGUACAGGCGCCAGAUGUGCGAAAGUCAACAAGGAGAACGGAUCUUGUUGUAGAGGAGCAAGAAAUGAUGGAUUCUCCUUUUAUUAAAGUACUUCCAAUGAUACACUUUACUUUAUAUCUCUUUUGCUGUAGGAAGCGGGCUCCAAAUGAAAUAUGUCUGCUGUUUAAGAUGGUAAUCUUAAGAAAGGUUUUUACUUUUGAUGCAUUCUGCAAGUACAUGUAUCUGAUAUUUUUCUCUCUCUGUUUCUUUUUAAAUUCAUAUUCAUGAUCUGCAAAAAAGUGGUUAAAAGUGAAAUACGACUUUUAAAGUUUUAUUGGUGUUUUGUGGUAUAUUGCUCUGUACUUUUCAACACUUGAUAGAAAUCAUCAGCCUUACCAUCUGCAUCAGUUAGAAACAUGUUAAUAUUUCUACUAUCAAAUUAAUACUUGUCACAUUCAUCUUUCUCAUCUCUUUUUGCUUGCUGCUAUUAAACAUAAGGAAAUCAAGCUCUGAUUAGAGUACACUGAUGAAUGCAAUAUCAUAAAUGCUUUCAUAUAUCAUAAAUGAUUUCAUGGGUACCUGAAAAAUAUUAUUUAAUUUGUUUUCAAACCAUAGGAAUUUGCUGAUAUUGAAGUGGGCCAUGUGAAAAUGAUAUUUUAAAAUAUUUAGUUGAAAGUCCAUCUCUUUUUUACAAUUUAUUUAUGCAGUACAAAAUGCUCAGGAGAUCAUGUAAGAAAUUGAUGUUGUAGAAAUCAGAUAUGAGUAAUGAUUACCUCAGUUUGUCUUUGAAAUACACUCGGACUAUGCUAUUAAAUAAUUGUGCAAAG